This is a messenger RNA of Ostreobium quekettii, 459 nucleotides long. Lineage: Eukaryota; Viridiplantae; Chlorophyta; Ulvophyceae; Bryopsidales; Ostreobiaceae. The record is from the annotation of a GenBank genome assembly.
AUGCUGCUGCUGUUGUUUUCUCUAUCCUCCGCCUGCUCCAUGAGCAAGCACACAUUUAGACAUCACCCAGUGUGCACAAUGGGCACCACUGUCGUGGCUAUGGGAGUUUGCUUGGCAUGGACUGCAAUCCACACAUUGGAUAAAUGUCGAUGUGGCUUUGGACUCAACCGACGCAGUCCCGACGUUGCCACACCAUCUUUUGGCUCCCCAGUCCAACAGCACCUCACAAGUGCUCUGAAUAGGCAAGAGUUCACAUGCAUUCCAUGUUGGAGUGAGCGAUGUCGAGUCAUCCAUGCAAACACGGCCGCUGGGCGGCAGUACCGCAAACAGCAAACAAAUGCGCAGGUGACAACGCCUGCUGCACGCCAGACGGCCGCCCAUCCCAGAAAAUAUCGACAGUUCUGGCCAUUCCGCCUGUCCGGAUGGCGCAGCACAACUCAAUGUUGUCUGAAGCGCUGA